GAGCGCCAGACCCGGCAGAGCUGCGCCGCGCUCGCCCUUCUUCAGCCCUACGCCCGGCAGGGGGGCGAGAGCGUGGGGCCUGCAGACUCCGGGGGCCCUCUUCAGCUGCGCGCCUAGAGCUCUGGACUUGGGGUGGGUGGUUUCAAAGAGUCGCCCUCGCCGCCGUUUGGAGCGACUGAAGCGGGGAGGGGAGCGAGGACAGAGGGCGCGCGGGACGCGGGGAGAGCGAUCAGCCCGCCACGCACCGGGCGCCGCUGGGAACGUGGCCACGCACCGCGCGCGCUCAGCCCUCGGGCAGCUCCAAGCGCGCAGCCCGACGCCGCCACGCCUGGGGCCCGCGAGAACCCCAGAACCCCAUCACUGUGGGCUCGUGACCUCCACUUCGAAGUCGUCGCUGCACCGUGACGCGAAAACCUCGGUGGGCCCGGGUACGAGGUACCCGCAGGGGUCAAGCCUGAUGUGACUUCCCUUUGCUGCUCCUCCCUCCCCGCGCCCCAUCGCUUCCCAAGGACUCAAAGCAGCGGAGGCGACCACGGGGCGAGUGUCUCGCCUUGCUGAGCAAGUUUGGGCGACUGGUGCUGAGCAGCGGCCGGGCUGACCACCUUUGCCACCAAGCUCUGCCGGUGACCCGUAGCGGUGGCCCAAAACACUCAUCUCCUCCAGCGGCGGAAAUGUGGGGAAGUGAGGGGUAGGCAAGGUCGGCAGCUGACUCGUCUUAAAACGGUCAGCGUUGUAGCUGCAAAAUGGGGGCUAAGUGCUUCAGGGACUGAGCGCAGCCUCGGAGGAGCCGGGAGCGGCUCGCACUGCCUGGGCGCUGCGCGGGUGCAGCGGAGUCGGAGGUGCCCGCCUCGCAAGCCGCUGCCGACGCCGCUCAGGCGCGGGGCUGAGCACUCAGCUCGCAGCUCGCUCGGACCCUUCGCCGCCCCGCGCGGCCGCAGCCCCCGCCCGGCUCUCCUCGCAGCGGCCGGCCGGAGGAAAGUUCUCGCGGCCCCGCCUCUGCUCCGCUGCGGUGCAGCGCCAGCUCCGCACAGCCCGCCUCAGUCCGGAGAGGCGCUCGGGCCGCUUCAUCUGCCCCGACCACCUGGUCGGCCCCGCCCCCAUCCCCGCCGCGAAUCGGCCGCCCCCGUCCCCUCGCUCCCCGCCCCCACACCACAGCCCGAGCUCGCUCCUGCGCGCGCGCUCUCCCGGACCCAAGUGAAUAGUCCUCGCGCGGGUGGGACGCGGCGGUGAAUGCGUUUCCCCUCGCCUCCAGCCUCCAGGAGGUCCCCGGCGCCCCAGGCAGCUUCAGCCUCCGAAGCGGCUGCCACCGCACCUGGGCAGCCUGGACCCUCGUGCCCUGCUCCCGGGGCCUCGCGCGUUGGGCGCCCCGGGACACCCCCUGCGGGCCGGGUGGAGGAGGAGGAAGAAGAGGAAGAAGAGGAAGACGUGGACCAGGACCCCCAACCUCCCCACAACACCUGGCCGCUCCGCUUCCACUUCUUUCACCCGAGGAGAGAGGAGCCAGCGAGAGCCAUGGGGGGCUGCGAAGUCCGAGAAUUUCUUUGGCAAUUUGGUUUCUUUUUGCCUCUGAUGACAGCUUGGCCGGGCUACUGUAGUCACGUCUCCAACAACCAAGUUGUGUUGCUGGAUACAACUACUGUGCUGGGCGAACUAGGAUGGAAGACGUAUCCAUUAAAUGGGUGGGAUGCCAUCACUGAAAUGGAUGAACACAACAGGCCCAUUCACACAUACCAGGUAUGCAAUGUCAUGGAACCAAACCAAAACAACUGGCUUCGCACAAACUGGAUCUCUCGUGAUGCAGCUCAGAAAAUAUAUGUGGAAAUGAAGUUUACACUGAGGGAUUGUAAUAGCAUCCCAUGGGUCUUGGGAACUUGCAAAGAAACAUUUAACUUGCAUUAUAUGGAAUCAGAUGAGUCUCAUGGAAUUAAAUUCAAAGCAAGCCAGUAUACAAAGAUUGACACAAUUGCUGCUGAUGAGAGUUUUACCCAAAUGGAUUUGGGUGAUCGCAUCCUCAAACUCAACACUGAAAUUCGUGAAGUGGGGCCUAUAGAAAGAAAAGGAUUUUAUCUUGCUUUUCAAGACAUUGGAGCAUGCAUCGCCCUGGUCUCAGUCCGUGUUUUCUACAAAAAGUGCCCUUUCACUGUUCGAAACUUGGCCGUGUUUCCUGAUACCAUACCAAGGGUUGAUUCUUCCUCUUUGGUUGAAGUAAGGGGAUCUUGUGUGAAGAGUGCCGAAGAGCGUGAUACUCCUAAACUGUACUGUGGAGCUGAUGGGGAUUGGCUGGUGCCACUUGGAAGGUGCAUCUGCAGUACUGGAUAUGAAGAAAUUGAGGGUUCUUGUCAUGCUUGCAGACCAGGAUUCUAUAAAGCAUUUGCUGGAAACACAAAGUGUUCUAAGUGCCCUCCACACAGUUUAACCUACCAGGAAGCCACUUCUGUCUGUCAGUGUGAAAAGGGCUACUUCAGAGCUGAAAAAGACCCACCUUCUAUGGCAUGCACCAGACCACCUUCAGCUCCUAGGAAUGUGAUUUUUAACAUCAAUGAAACAGCUCUCAUUUUGGAAUGGAGCCCACCAAGUGACACAGGAGGGAGAAAAGAUCUUACCUACAGCGUAAUCUGUAAGAAAUGCGGCUUAGACCCAAAGCAGUGUGAGGACUGUGGGGCAGGACUCCGCUUUAUCCCAAGGCACACUGGCCUGAUCAACAGCUCUGUGAUAGUGCUUGACUUCGUGUCUCAUGUGAAUUACACCUUUGAAAUUGAAGCCAUGAAUGGAGUUUCCGAAUUGAGUUUUUCUCCCAAGCCAUUCACAGCUAUUACGGUGACCACGGAUCAAGAUGCACCUUCUCUAAUAGGUGUGGUAAGGAAGGACUGGGCAUCCCAAAAUAGCAUUGCCCUGUCCUGGCAAGCACCCGCUUUUUCCAACGGAGCCAUUCUGGACUACGAGAUCAAGUACUAUGAGAAAGACUACCCACGGAUAGCGCCGGCAUUUUGGCACUACCUGCGGGUAGAAGAGCAUGAGCAGCUCACCUAUUCCUCCACAAGGUCCAAGGCCCCUAGUGUCAUCAUCACGGGUCUCAAGCCAGCCACCACGUACAUAUUUCACAUCCGAGUGAGGACCGCAACAGGAUACAGUGGCUACAGUCAGAAGUUUGAAUUUGAAACAGGAGAUGAAACUUCGGACAUGGCGGCAGAACAAGGGCAGAUUCUGGUGAUUGCCACCGCGGCUGUUGGGGGAUUCACUCUCCUCGUCAUCCUCACUUUGUUCUUCUUAAUCACUGGGAGGUGUCACUGGUAUAUAAAGGCAAAAAUGAAGUCAGAGGAGAAGAGAAGAAACCAGUUACAGAAUGGGCAUUUACGCUUCCCAGGAAUUAAAACUUACAUUGAUCCAGAUACCUAUGAAGACCCAUCUCUAGCUGUCCAUGAGUUUGCCAAAGAGAUUGAUCCUUCAAGAAUUCGCAUUGAAAGAGUCAUUGGGGCAGGUGAAUUUGGAGAAGUUUGUAGUGGGCGUUUGAAGACACCAGGGAAAAGAGAAAUUCCAGUUGCCAUUAAAACUUUGAAAGGUGGCCACAUGGAUCGGCAAAGAAGAGAUUUUCUAAGAGAAGCAAGCAUCAUGGGUCAAUUUGAUCACCCAAACAUAAUUCGCCUAGAAGGUGUGGUCACAAAAAGAUCUUUCCCGGCCAUUGGGGUGGAGACGUUUUGCCCCAGCUUCCUGAGGGCAGGGUUUUUAAGUAGCAUCCAGGCCCCGCAUCCAGUGCCAGGGGGAGGAUCUUUGCCCCCCAGGAUUCCUGCUGGCAGACCAGUAAUGAUUGUGGUGGAAUAUAUGGAGAAUGGAUCCCUAGACUCCUUUUUGCGGAAACAUGAUGGCCACUUCACAGUCAUCCAGUUGGUUGGCAUGCUCCGAGGCAUUGCAUCAGGCAUGAAGUACCUUUCAGAUAUGGGUUAUGUUCAUCGAGACCUAGCAGCUAGGAACAUACUGGUGAACAGCAACUUAGUAUGCAAAGUUUCUGAUUUUGGUCUCUCUCGAGUGCUUGAAGAUGACCCAGAAGCUGCUUAUACUACAACUGGUGGGAAAAUCCCCAUCAGGUGGACAGCCCCAGAGGCCAUAGCCUACAGGAAAUUCUCCUCAGCAAGUGACGCGUGGAGCUACGGCAUCGUCAUGUGGGAGGUCAUGUCCUAUGGAGAGAGGCCUUACUGGGAAAUGUCUAACCAAGACGUCAUUCUGUCCAUUGAAGAAGGUUACAGGCUUCCAGCUCCCAUGGGCUGCCCUGCAUCUCUACACCAACUGAUGCUCCACUGCUGGCAGAAGGAGAGAAAUCACAGACCAAAAUUUACUGACAUUGUCAGCUUCCUUGACAAACUGAUCCGCAACCCCAGCGCCCUUCACACCCUGGUAGAGGAUAUCCUUGUAAUGCCAGAUUCCCCUGGUGAAGUUUCUGAAUAUCCUUUGUUUGUCACAGUUGGUGACUGGUUGGAUUCCAUAAAGAUGGGACAAUAUAAGAAUAAUUUCAUGGCAGCAGGGUUUACAACUUUUGACCUGAUUUCAAGAAUGAGCAUUGAUGACGUUAGGAGAAUUGGAGUCAUACUCAUUGGACACCAGAGACGAAUAGUCAGCAGCAUACAGACUUUACGUUUACAUAUGAUGCACAUACAGGAGAAAGGAUUUCACGUAUGAAAGUACUAUAAACACCUGUGUUUUGUGCCUCAGCAUUUCUAAAAUGAAAGAUAUCCUCUCUACUGCCCUCUCCUCUGACUCUCCAAACAUCGCUUCACAAAGCAGUCUCUUGUUCAGACUAUGGCCGCACACCUUAUGUUUAUGCUUCCAACUUGGAUUUUAAAACCAUGCUACUACACAGGUCCUCUCUGAAUAACCUGCAAAUAAAACCCUGGCCCACUGCAGAUUGUUGCUACACAUGAUAAUAACUCAGCAUGGAUGUGUAACUUUGUACAGAAGUAUUCAGGAGGUGUUCAUGGACCUAAGGAAUUUGUCCAAGUGUGGCAUCCUUAAUGAUGUAUGUAAAGUUUGAUGGUAAAUGAGAUAGAAUUAGUUGGAUUUUCAUGUUGUGUGAUCAAGUAGCUGCCAAACUGACAUGAAUAUUUAUUUUUUAGAUAGUUUUACUCAAGUCUAUCUGUUGUAUGGUUGCUUUAAUACUUUGUCUAUCGGUACCUGGUGUUAGAAUGAUUUACAGAAAUGCAGGAUUUUGUGUAAUUAUUCUUGUCAGGUAUGACUCUGGUGAGAGGAGGGUUAAUGGUGAGGGUGAGAGAGAAAAAAUACUGUGAUUUUAAAUUUUCUAAGACUGGCUUUGUCUAUGUUAAAAUUAACCUUACAUACAUUACAGAGUAGAUGUUACUUUACAGGCUUUUCCUCUCUGUUUCUUGUUUUGUUUUGUUUUACUAUUUUGUUUCUCUACCAUGUUAUGAAACCACUCUUGGAAUGACAAAGUAUGUGACUGUUAAUCCAAAGGCUUUCAUAGAAUGAAGCAUGGAAUAAACCUAUUACUGUUCCCUUCAUCCACUUUCAUAAGCUUACAAAAGUAACUAUCAAAACACUGAGAAAAUUAGUUGAUAUUGUAGAUUUGCUUUGAAUAAAACAUCUUUUAGCCUUAGAUUUAAGGUGAAAUUAUUAAUUAAUUUAAACAGAAUUUUAUGAUACCUAUAUGGUAACCCAAGAAAAUAAACACUUUUGUCUAACUUAUACCAGUAUAUUUUGAAAGUUUAAGAAUUCUUAUGUUUGGAUUGCAAAAAUAAGUUGCAGAAACAUGCUGAGCUCUUUUACAAAGCGCCUAAGAAAUAAGUAUGAAUACUUCAAACAGGAUAUAAACAGAGCUUUCAGUUCAGCAUGUGUGUGCACGUGUGUGUGUUGGUGUAUGUGUGCUUAUGUUAACCAGCUCCAUAUUACAGUGUUGUAAAAAAGUGAACACAGCUAAGGUAUGUUUUUGUCCUAAUCUUUUCAGAGGCUUGUAACAAAAAGGGAACUAUAUUUCUCAGUGAAUUAAGCACAGUCAGCUUGUCAAAAUAGUGCUGUCUUACGAACAAAAUCAUUUAUAAAAUCAGCUGCUUCUUGUGAAAGUACAAAAAACACCAACUGCCAUGCUAGGUGGGAAAAUAAGGAAAAUGUGUUAAGGGAGGCAAAAAUGCAGCGCAAGACGUCUGCAGAUGUUAAACAUUUCUUUUUUAUUUACUCUCAGAGACAAAGGUACCGUAUCCACAAUCUUAAUUCGUAUCUAAAUUACACGUUUUGUUGAAAAUAGUUUUCUUUCUGUUUUUCCCUUAAGAUUUUGUUGACAGCAUUUUACUAGACCCUUCCAUGUAUUUUAUCAUGCAAAUUUAUCUCCUUUUUUCUAGCACCACUUAAUUUUUCUUGUUUCAAAAAAGAUGAAUAGAGCUAGAAAGAAGGUUUUAGAGUAUUCCUUCAGUAUACUAUAAAAGAAAAAAGGGAGACAUCAUUCACUUUUUAAGUAAGUGUGUCAGAAACUGCUAGCAACUUUUUUUUGUAGCCAUCAGCUUGCAUGGUCACACACCACUCGUAGACUAUAUGCAGUUUGCUUGAUAUAUUUACCCAAAUCUGGAUACAUUUAAAGUAAAUAUAAAAUUUUCAUAUUUAUCUGUCUUUAAAUAUAUACUAAAUUAAAACAUGUAAGAGAUUAAAUUUAUUAAUUAUAUAUUUAUUUUUAUAAAACAACAAAAAGUUAUUUAGAAAAUAAGAGAAUAAUAUCGUCUUCCAUAGGACUCUUGUCGGCAACAUCUGUAUACCUUGAUGAAAUAACUUGUAUUAAAGUAUUUAAACUUCUAUGGGGUGGACAUUCAGUGAUUAUAAUAUUCAAGAGCACUUUUAAGAAUAUUUUUCCUGAGUAGAUGUGCUGCUGAUGCUUGUUAAUCAUAGCUAUUCUAUCGACUGAAGCAGGAAGAUCAGAAGUUCAACGCCAGUCUGAGCAACUCUGUCUCAAAAUUUAAAAAUAAAGGUAUGUAGCUCAGUGUUCCCUGAGUUGAAUCCCCAGUAACACACACACACACACACACACACACACACACACAGGUUUUCUGUUUUCUUAAAAACUUCAGUACUUUCCAACUUCUAGUGAAGUUGUAAUUUUUUUUUUUUUUUUUUUUUUGGAUAUCACAAAACUCUCUUUCCUCUCUGCCUCUCCCCCUCCUCAGAAUUUCUUUUAAAUUUCAUUUAUGAUUUAUAAAACUUAAACAUGAUUAUAAAUGUAAUUUCGAAUUUCACCCUGGUCAAAGUACAGUUAAAACGUGUACAAAAUUUAAGAGAAACAAUAUGAGAAUAUUUCUUUAUGCCUACCAAUUAAAGGACCCCAUGAUCCUAUUGGUAUUAAAAUGUAUAGAAACAUUAAAUAAAAUGCCAAAUUAAUUUGUAAAUUUUACAUGAAACAUUUUAAGAUUUACUGAUAUAUAUAAUUAGUAAUUAAAUAUUUUAAUAUGCAUAAGUAUAAAAUUUUAAAUACUCAAAAAAUUAGUAACACCUAUAAAUCACAAGUCAUCACAAUUAAUCUUAGAUAACUAAAAUAUGCAUAUAUAUUUAUAUAUCAGCUUUUUAAGUAUCUUUAUAGGAUCUUAUAGAAAUAAUAUUGAAUGAAUUGUUACAUUUCAUCCAAGUACAUUUUCAAAAGGUAUUUUUAUCUAAUAAAUUUCUGUUCUAAAAAGUAGUCAGGUAAAUUUCCUUAUCUCAAGAUGUUAAUCUGUGUCUUUUACUAUUCCUUUAUUAAAUUUUCUGGAGCUUUCUUUUUCAGCCUCUCUGUUCUUUUUAAUUCACCAGCUUAUCAUUUGUCCCUUUUUCAGUUUUUAUUACUAUGCCCUGUCAACAUAAGAAAGCACAGCAAAUCUAAAAAGAGCUCCUUGAUCAUCUUAUAAGAAGCUAAAGGACAGAGAUGGUCACAAAUAGUAUACUUUUAAUAUGAUGGAUUUAUACAUGAGACCACUUGUAUUCACAGAGGGUGUGGAUUCUGGCUUUGCCUUAACUGAAAAUUACGUAUUUUGUAAAAUAAUUUAACAUUGAUGAUGAUGAUUAUUUUCUAAAGCUUUAGCUAAGCAAGUUUAACAUUAAUUUUAAAUCAGUGUUCUAAGAAACAAUAGUUGUUAUUCCAUCUCACAGUGUCUGCCUUUAUAUAAAAAAGAGAAUUGUGGUAAAUAUAUCACAUCUUCUACUGUUAUUACCUUAACAUUCCAGGGUCACUUCACAAAAUAGAAGAAACUCAUAUUAAUGUUUACUCAAAAAGUAUUUUUUUGCUUUUUAAAUGAAGAUUGUAGAGCACAUAGCUCAGUGGCACAGCACCUCCCUGACAAGUGCAAGGUCCUGAGUUCCAUUCCAGGCACCAAUAAAUAACUAAAUAAAUGAAGACUCUAAAAGGUGGAGAACAGUGGGUAAACUGGUGAUAUUGUUUCAUCAAAAUAGCAUGUACUGAAGUUAAUUAACUUCUCAUUUUUAUGAUCAACAUUUCCAAAAUUUGUUUCAAAAUCUAUAGUGUUCAAUUUAAAUUGUUACCUCAUGUUUAAAAAAACAACAAAAACCUAGAUGAAGAGAGAAUGAAAAUUAGUCUCACUAGUAAUAUUGAAACUGUGUUUUAAGAGUGGGGAUUUCAUAAAUAAAUCCACUUAUAAUUGCUAAAAUAUACACCACUAUAUAAAAUUAGAAGAAACCUCAUGAAAAUUGUUGGUAAAAAUAUUUAUUUUAAAUAUUCAAGCAAUCAUAAGUCUUAAUAUUACUGUACUUCUAAUCCUUCUCACUUUGAAAAUAUACAUGACAAAUUUUUGCUAAAAUAUACAUCACAUAUUGAACUGCCAAAAUACUUCACAUACAUAUUUAUGAAUUACCAUAUUGUUGAGCUUUUGUCUUCUAUUAUUCAAUUAAAACCAUUAUGUAUAAAAUGUAGAAAAGCAUACUGACUUGAAAGGAUUCUUUUAGCAUCAAUAUAUGCUUUUAAAUAGUUAUAUAAAUUUUACACAUAAUAAAUAUUUUAAAAAUAUGGUACUUAUGUACUACUUUUAUGUGAUAGCUUUUGAUGUCUUAGUGGUUAAAUUCUUUCAAAGAAAUUGCCUUCCCUUUCCAGUUUUUUAAAUAUUUGAAAAAGGGCCGCUUCAUAUUUUAUAUUUCUAUGCAGUCUCAUAAUGCUUGUAACUUGCCAGUUCUCAAAGAAUAAAUGCCAUAACAUAGUGGCUAGAAGGUAUUCUUUUUCAAGUCAUUCUUCCCUUUUAACUAACACUAGUCUGACACUCCAUAAAGUCUAUUAGGGAAAGGUAAAUUCUUUUACUUUCGUAUGAAUGGAAACAUUAAAAAAAUCCUCCCGUGCACUCUGCAAAUUCAAAAUAGUAAGUUAAUUUACUGCUUUCCAUUUAUUCAGUGCUUAUAAUUUUACUAAAUGGGAUGCUUCAAACAAGAGUAGGAAACCAUUCCAUUUUUAUGUAAAUUGCUUAUUUUCUACAGUCUCUAAAAUUCCUUGGAGAAAUCAAAACAUUUGCUUUCCCUUCUUUACAACCAUGACCACUUUGCAUUAAAGGCAAAAGUUGAACACAAUCUAAUAUAAACUACAAAAAUUAUCUGACCAAGCCUCAUUAUCAACCUCUUUAUACUGUGUAACAAAUACAAUAACCACAAAAGACAUGUCUAUUUACUGGGCUAAAAUUAUAACCCCUAAAUUUUAAAAUAAAUAUAUUUACUGAUAUGUUAACUUAGUUUUAAAAAGUAUUUUUCUGUAAAUCUCUUCACACAACUAAUGUUUAUUAAACACUACCACAUACACACUAGUGUCCUCUUUGAAACACUAAGGAUACGUGGUGAUCAAGGCAAGCAAUGUUGCUGCUUCACAGAACUGACUCUCUAGUAAUAAAAACACUCAAAGAAAUAGUAAUGUGUUGCACUGAUUAAAUUAAUGUUACAUAGCAUGACUGCAACUCUUUCAUAUUGGGAGUGAAGGGAAGUCUCUGAAGACACAGUAUUUAACCUGAUACCUUAAAAACAUGAAGAAAAUGGCCAUGGGAAAAUCUACAGUGAGAAUCUUCUGGACAGAAAUAGUAGUUAACGUAUAGUUAGUUUGAAGUGUUUGAGAGCAGACAGAAGAGUGGUAUAUAUUCAUGAGGCAAUGGAGGAGGCAAAAAGGAAUGGGGUAGGAUUAUAUGAUGCUUCUGGAAUAGUUAACAGGAUUAAGUGCUUUUAAGAAUUUAACAUUAGAGCAAAAAAAAAAAAAAUGACCAAUCUUGUAAGAGCAGUCUCUUUCAAAGCCUUAAAGUAGACAAUGUCUAUGAAACAGUGAAAUCAAAUCAUGACUGAAGUGGACUAACAAGAAAUGUGAGAAAGGAAAGCAAAGUCAGGAUAUAUAAACAAGUAUUUCAAGCUGUUCUGUUGAAAAAGGAGCAAGAUAAAUAGGACAGGAGCUGAAGAUGUGGAGUCGAGAGAAUUUUAAGGAGUUUUACUGUUAAUUUCUUCAUUUAGAAUAAAAAAUGCAAAAGAUAUUUAUAUAUUAACGAAAUGAUCUAGCAAAGGAAAAAUGAUUAUACAUAAGAGAAAUAAUUAGAGCAAAGGUCUAGAGAAGUAGAAGGGUUAAGCAUUAGAGCCUAUGGAGGGAGGGCAGUUUUUGAUGAGAGCCUGACUCCAGAGAGAGGAGACAGAGUGUAUAAUACGCAGAUAUAUUCAUUGUUAAAAAAAAAAAGAUGUUGUUAUGAGAGUAGUUUAAUUUCAUCAAGCAAAGUCAAUAAAGGAGUGGAAAGGAAGUAUGUGUUAGAAGAAAGAUACAUAAGCAGUUGGAAUAUAUACACAUAUAUGUGUAUAUAUAUACAUACAUAUAAUAUAUAAUGGAUACUCGUGUGAUACAAUAGGAAAAAAACUUUAUUUCAAAGGCAACUUUUUAUUAAAUAUUUUUGAGGCCUCUUACUUGAAGAUCUGAAAUUUUGUUGUCCAAGGACUUUGACAAAAGUCCUCUUUUCCAUAAGAUAGAAACUAAAUAAGGUCCUCUCAAUGUCAGAUUUUUCUUAUAUUUUAUCAUUUAUUUAUCUUCAUUAGAAUGACAGAAACAUUUUGUAGCUAUUCUAAUUCAAACCCUAUAAAUAAUAAAUUAGUUUAAUCCUGAGAUAUGUAUAUUCAACCUGUCUCAAAUAUUAUUUCAGAGAGUAAUGAGCUCCCAUCUGAAUGUUUUAAAAAGACAAACAUGCACUAAUCUUUUAAUAAAACUUUGGGGUUUUUUGUACGAAAAAUGUCAAAACUUUCUGUCGUUUAUCAUUUAGGAGAAACACAUGGGCAAGAUGACUGUUUUGUUCAUAGUGCCCUUCUCUACACUAAUAGGAAGAAUGUGAUCCUAUAAUAGUGCUUGCUGAGUUAUUUCUGGAUAUACCGUAUGUAAUUCACUAUGCAGGAACUUAAAUAUACAUAUUUAUUCUUUGGACUUGAUGUGAAAUUAUAUUGUGAAUUAUGGAAUAAGUUUGUUCUUCAUUAUUUUGCACUUCUAUCAUAGCCAAAAACAUAAAGAUAUAUGUGUGUAUAUAUAUAUAUAUAUAUAUAUAUAUAUGUGUGUGUGUGUGUGUGUACUUAAUGAAACACUUUAUAUAUUUAAAUGGUCAUAUCAAAUUUUAAAUGGCCAUUUGAAAUUUUAGAUAAUUUCAACAGUUGCAGUGUACACAAAAUAAGGUAUAAAAAGUUUAAUUUAAUACUAAAUUGCAUAUUUCUAUAAAAUGUCUGGGUAAGAUUUGUCUAGGUUGAGAAAUUUAAUCCCUCAGAGCUAUAUUUAAUUAAUAAAAACCGCAGCUGAAAAUGUUUUUCCUUUCUACACUUUUUUAAACUAUGUCUUUAUAACUUGACAUGAACCCAUUUAUCAUUAGUUAAGGAUCUGGCAGUAUAUUCAUCUACUCUUACAAAAGAGAAGGGGGGAAUAUCUGUGAGAAGAAAGAAGUGCAGCCCUACACUUUUUUUUCAGUGAUAUCACCAUUUAGAGCUUCAAUAUACACUUUCCACUUAGAUUCCUUACAUAGCCUGUGUUAUUUUUCCUGGUUAUCACAAUAUGGUACAGAGAUUAACACAAAAAGGAUGUUCAUUGAACUGUAAUCCUACUUAUUACCUACUUUACUGUUAGCAGUGAAGUAGUCCAGAUUUAUUUAAAAGUAGUACCAUUUUAUCUUAUAAAAUAUCUACUAUAAUAUGUAAAUUUCCAUGUAAAUUUUCACGUGCUGGCAUGCUUACAACUUAAUAAUGUUACAGAAUGCUCAGCUCUCAGUAUGAGAGAUUGUGGUGAAUUGCAUUACAUAUGUCAUCUAAUUGCUGAAAGAAUAUGGUGUUUAGCAAAACUACCUGCUGAGCAACAUAAUAAGAUUUUUGUACAAAGUACAAAUUACUAAUUAUUGUAUUUUAUUUUUCUAUUAUUUCCUAAGAGGCAUUAUCAGGGUCUUACAGAUGUAGUAAGCCUGUUUAUUAAAAUAUCUAUUAGUAAAUAAAAGUUACAGUUCUGGUGGUUGAA
Cavia porcellus (domestic guinea pig) is the source of this 12451-nucleotide messenger RNA. RefSeq names its product EPH receptor A6 (gene Epha6). Gene Ontology annotation, cellular component: dendrite; plasma membrane. The transcript has 19 exons. The record is from RefSeq and is a predicted model, not a curated record. Lineage: Eukaryota; Metazoa; Chordata; Mammalia; Rodentia; Caviidae. Gene Ontology annotation, molecular function: transmembrane-ephrin receptor activity; protein binding; ATP binding. Gene Ontology annotation, biological process: protein phosphorylation; axon guidance; ephrin receptor signaling pathway. The coding region runs from base 1231 to 4671 and encodes 1146 amino acids.